Messenger RNA from Sporothrix brasiliensis 5110, 831 nucleotides. RefSeq lists its product as uncharacterized. The transcript is spliced from 2 exons. Lineage: Eukaryota; Fungi; Ascomycota; Sordariomycetes; Ophiostomatales; Ophiostomataceae. Gene Ontology annotation, molecular function: serine-type endopeptidase activity. Gene Ontology annotation, cellular component: membrane. Gene Ontology annotation, biological process: retrograde vesicle-mediated transport, Golgi to endoplasmic reticulum. The record is from RefSeq and is a predicted model, not a curated record. Bases 1 to 831 code for a protein of 276 amino acids.
AUGUCCUUCACCAACGCGCCCGUCACCCGCAGCCUCGUGUUUGGGCUUGCGUCAGCCUCCAUCGGCGCCAGUCUCCUUGACAUCAAGCACUACUUUUACAUCCUCGUGGACCCGCAAAUACUCCGGUACCACCAGACAUGGCGGGCACUGACGUAUCAGCUAUGCUAUACAAACUCCUCGGAGGUUUUGUUUGCAUGCAUGACCCUCUACCAGAUGCGCAUCGUUGAGCGCAUGUGGGGGUCCAGAAAAUAUGCGUCGUUCAUCGCCGUGACGUUCCUCAUCUCGGCCAUUGUGCCGCCGAUGCUGCUCUUUGUGCUCCGGGUUCUGACCAACGGGCGCGUCAACUACCUCCCUGCCGGCCCAACGGCCGUUGUGUUUGCCAUCCUUGCACAGUACUACUCGAUCGUGCCGCACCGGUACACCUACCGCGUGGCCUUCUCGUCCGGAGAACAACCGCCGGCCGGCGCCGACGACAGUUUUGUAGGCUUGACGCUCUCGGACAAGUCGUACCGCUACCUUCUCGCGGCACAGCUCGCGCUCUUCCAGUGGCCCGGGUCCAUCCUGGCGGCGGCCGUCGGCUGGAUCGUGGGCCACGCGUGGCGCAACGACGUCUUGCCCGGGCGCCUGUCUGAGUGGCGCGUACCCGGCUGGCUGGUCGGCCUGCGCACGCAGAAGCGUCGGGACGAGUUCGAGGGCCUGCGGCGGCGGCUCGAGGGCGAGAACGCCUCUGGCUCGGCUACGGGUGUCGACGGCGGUCAGACGGAGGGGCCAGCCGGUCGCCGGCGGCCCAUGGGACAGCAGAUAUUGGACCAGUUCCGCGGGCCGAUCUAG